This is a messenger RNA of Nomia melanderi (Alkali bee), 1253 nucleotides long. RefSeq lists its product as uncharacterized. The record is from RefSeq and is a predicted model, not a curated record. Lineage: Eukaryota; Metazoa; Arthropoda; Insecta; Hymenoptera; Halictidae.
CAGCCUCCGCGAUUGCAGUCGGCGUGGUGGUUGGCCGCUUUCGUUCGGUUCCCUCACGGUAUUAUCCAUUCCUCGCGGUGUCGCGGACGUGCUAACAACGAAAGAGUCCGUUCCGAUCCUCCACGUCUCGAUCCCCCGCGACUGGGACACCCGAGACACGCUGCUUCCACCGUCGACUUCGAGCCGAGCACACCUGCACUCGUCCGUAGCUGCCCACCCCUGUUCUCGUUGAUCCGCAGCAUGAAGCUCGCAUUGUUCGCAUUGUUGGCGACCGGCUGCCUAAUAGCCGUGGUCAGAUCCGAGGAGGAAUACGACUAUGAAGAGGAACCAGCGGCAUCACCGGUUACUCCUUCGGCGCCGGCUAGGCCGACUUCCGGUCGCCUAGGAGGGCUGCUGUCUUCGAGAGGGCGAGUCAGCGUGGGAAGAAAAGGAGCGGCCUCAACACAAGCUACCACAGCGAAACCAGUAGAACAACCAGCGGAAGCGGAAGAGGAGAUAGACGAGGAACUGGAAGAGAAUUCAGAGCAACAGGAGGAAGUUCCCACCACCACCACGGAAUCGUCGAAGAUAGUUCGAGGUGGAGUUCGACCCUUCAGAUCGAAUCAGGAUCUAUUGGCGGCGUUGAAGAGAAGAAGGGCUCAAGUGCCCAGCCAUCGAGAUACGUCUGCCAGUGGGGCGGCUGGAGAACCGACCACGCCAAAAUCUAACAAUAAAGCAAGCACAAGCAGCCGAGCUAAAAGCACUGCCACGACAGAAACGAAGUCGUCAGGACGCGGAAGGUUCGGCGGAACCAGAGGAAAGCCUAUACAGGAAGAAGUGGAGGAGACUCAACGGGAGGAGGUGCAAGUAAAACCGAAGCCUUAUCGCAGGGGAUAAGAAAAUCCCCGUCAACCGGGGGAUCCCGUGAUUCCUCGUUCCAGCUUCUGUAAACCACGCGGAAUAAAGAAAACCGACGGGGUGACCUAACCUCAACGCGACCACGCAUCAAUUUCCUCGCCGAGGGUUCAUCGCAAAACUCCUUCGAGACGGUCGCCAGUGUCACUUUCUGUCAACUAAAUGUAUCUGUGUAUACAGGGUGUCCCGCAAUUACCGGUACAACCCAGAGGAGAAUAAAGAAAACGUUUCCAAGCUCCAAAACAGAAAAAAAACGGAAAAUAAAUCGAAAAAGAAAUGAAAAAAUACUAAUAAUUUAAGAAAUAAAAAUUCUUCCUUUUUGUAUAUUUAAUUGUUAAUAAAAAGAAGUUACUACUACG